AUGUAUCACUUCCAGAAAAAUGCAAUCAUCACUGUAAAUUCUUGUUUUUGUCAGGGUAUUGACGCUUGUAUGCCAACCAUCGCAAAUCGUGCGCAUUUUUCUUUCCUUUUUGCACUUUCUCUCUAUGUUUCAUUUUUGAAGACUCAAAACGAAAAGGACAAGUGCACUAUUCGCUUGCUCGUUCACCAGUCCCAUGCUGGUGCACUGAUUGGCCGACAGGGAGGGAAAAUCAAGGAACUUCGUGACCGAACAAAUGCCAGAAUUAAAGUGUUUCAACAAUGCUGUCCUCAAUCAACUGACCGAAUUUGCAUGUUGUCUGGAGAUGAUCGCAAUGUGCUUGAUGCUGUUGAACAAAUUGUUGAGGAGCUGAAACAAAUCCCCAUCAAGGGCCCCGUCAACCCAUAUACCUCGUUUAACUAUGAUCCCGCUAUGGCUCCAGACUAUGGUGGCUUCUCCCCAGCUUUUCCUACCUCAGGACGUGGCGGCCCACCAAUCAGUCCAUUCUCAGGAGGUCCUCGACGUUCACUUGGUGCACCUCUUCCUCCAAUGCGUGGGGGUGGCGGACUUGGUGGUCCGGAUAUGCGAUAUGAUCGCGGAAUUGGAAGAGACUAUGAUGCUGGGCCAUAUGGCGGACCAAUCGGUGGUCCACCUCAGUAUGGUGGUGGUGGAGGGCUUUAUGGAGGUUAUCCUGGACAGAAUGCCAUCCAGACCACUCAGGUGAGUACGUUCUGCAAUUAUAGCGAUAAUUUGUUAUCAUUCUUUGAAUUUUGCUGAAU
Molecule: messenger RNA, 776 nt
Organism: Strongylus vulgaris
Lineage: Eukaryota; Metazoa; Nematoda; Chromadorea; Rhabditida; Strongylidae
Source: the annotation of a GenBank genome assembly